Pisolithus orientalis is the source of this 1588-nucleotide messenger RNA. Its product is annotated as thiolase-like protein. The record is from RefSeq and is a predicted model, not a curated record. Gene Ontology annotation, molecular function: acyltransferase activity, transferring groups other than amino-acyl groups. The transcript has 12 exons. The coding region runs from base 19 to 1266 and encodes 415 amino acids. NCBI's taxonomy places the organism in Eukaryota, Fungi, Basidiomycota, Agaricomycetes, Boletales, Pisolithaceae.
ACUACGAGCGCCAACGCAAUGACCUCGACAAAGGGAAGGAGGACAUUCAUCGUCGGAUGUGGGUGCACUGCGUUUAUUAAGAUGGGUCUCGAGGCGGCCACCAAGGCGUUGCUCGAUGCAGGCAUAACAUAUGACCUUAUCGAAACCGCAUUUGUGGGACACUGCUAUGGGGACUCCACCAGUGGUCAGCGCUCAUUGUAUAACCUUGGGAUGACUGGUAUUCCAAUUACAAACGUGAAUAAUAACUGUGCCACUGGUGGUACCGCUCUCUAUCAAGUAAACAAUUGCGUUAAGUCGGGUCUUGUAGAAUGUGCACUAGCACUCGGAUUCGAGCGCAUGGCGCCCGGAAGCCUAGGCACCCAUUUCCCUGACAGACCAUCCCCACUAGCUCCCUUUCACAACAAGACCCAGGAGCUGGAGCAAGGGAUGAUGGCCGGGACGAACUUCGGUCCUGCUUCGAAGAACCAUGCACACUCCAUGAACAAUCCCUACUCGCAGUUCCGCAACGGCUGGACUGUACAGCAGGUCUUGGAUUCCCCGAAGAUCACCAAACAGCUCACCAAGUUCAUGUGCAGCCCAACUUCCGAUGGUGCCGCCUGUUGCAUAGUUGCGUCAGAAGCGUUUGUCCAUGCGCAUAAACUCGAAAACCAAGCUAUUGAGGAUUACGACCCCACAAGUUUCGAGUCGAAUAGUGCCAUGGAAGUCGUUGGUUACAGCAUGACACGGCGUUGUGCCGAUAAGGUAUUUGUACAGGGAGGCUUUGCGCCAGGAAAGGGAAGAGACGAAAUUGGAGUCCUCGAACUUCACGACUGCUUCGCAGCCAAUGAGCUUAUAAUGUAUCCUGCGCUCGGGUUGUGUGCUCCAGAUGCGGCCCAUAAGAUGGUGGAUAACGGAGACAACACGUAUGGGGGUAAGUAUGUCGUCAAUCCAAGCGGUGGCCUUGAGGCCAAAGGGCACCCGCUGGGCGCCACUGGGAUAGGAAUGAAUUUUUACAUUACAAGGGCUGGCCCUAUGCAAGCCAAAGCACUCUUUAAUACUCUCGAUAAACGUGGAAAGUAUGGCUUGACACACAAUAUAGGCAUUGGUGGUGCAGUAGUUGUUAGUUUGCUACGUCGACCAGAGUUCUACACGGCUGGAGGAAUAGACGGCCGAUCAAGGUUGGGGUACAACCACGGCCAUGAGUGUCGCUCGAUCAUCCUUGCUGACGUCGAGAAAGUCAAGUCUACGAAAUGGUCUCCUUAUGUCCUUGGGCGCGCCAAGUUGUAGGAAGGCGGACAACAAGUUUUGCAGACAUUGCAUUCUUACAAUGCAUGGCACAACCAGGUGAUGUGUAUCUUUGCAGCCAUGCAAGUCCUGGUUCCCUACUCUAACUACUAGGAAUGUCAGGGCAUGAGCAAAAAGACAUUCAUCAUCGGAUGCGGGUGCGCUGCCCGUUGCACUACAAGUAGCAAAGGAUGUCUUGCAUUGAGUAGACAGGUGAUGUCAAGUGCUAUCUCUAGGAAGUUUUCUAGUUGUCAUGAGAGGGUCGGGAGAAGAGGACUUAGCCAGCAUUUGAACAUGACGGUGGAUGCGCAGACGGCCAUAGUAC